AUGGAAUUCUGGUCCAAGUUAUGUUUAGAGCACGGAAUUAGUAGAGAGGGUAUACUAGAAGACUUUGCGACCGAGGGUGGAGACAGAAAAGAUGUAUUCUUUUAUCAGGCUGACGACGAACACUACAUUCCUCGUGCCCUUCUUCUCGAUCUCGAGCCGAGAGUAAUAAAUAAUAUUCUCUCAUCUCCAUAUGCCAACCUAUAUAAUCCCGAAAAUAUAUACCUUUCGAAAGAUGGGGGUGGUGCCGGUAACAUAUGGGCAUAUGGCUUUUCUCAGGCAGAGAAAGUUUGUGAAGACAUAUUUGAAAUGAUCGAUCGUGAAGCCGAUGGAAGUGACUCUUUGGAGGGGUUUAUGCUUCUACAUUCCAUUGCGGGAGGCACUGGAUCUGGGAUGGGUUCAUUUCUUCUUGAACGAUUGAAUGAUCGGUAUCCAAAGAAGCUUAUUCAGACAUAUUCGGUUUUUCCCAAUGCUGACGAAGUCUCCGAUGUCGUGGUGCAGCCCUAUAACAGUAUGUUGACUUUAAGAAGGUUGACCAGUAAUGCAGACUGCGUGGUUGUAUUAGACAAUGCGGCAUUAAACAGAAUUGCAAGUGACAGGCUACAUAUACAGAAUCCAACUUUUGCUCAGACAAAUCAAUUGGUGUCAACCGUAAUGUCGGCUAGUACUACUACUCUACGAUACCCCGGUUACAUGAAUAAUGAUCUAGUAGGCAUAAUCGCAUCACUUAUACCUACACCCAAAUGUCACUACUUGAUGACUGCAUAUACUCCGUUCACAAGUGAUCAAGUUGAAAAGGCAAAAUCUGUUCGUAAAACAACAGUAUUGGAUGUGAUGCGUCGCUUAUUACAACCGAAAAAUAAAAUGGUAUCUAUAAUUCCAUCAAAGAAAAGCUGUUAUAUAUCGUUGUUAAACAUUAUUCAAGGAGAGGCGGAUCCGACUGAUGUGCACAAAUCACUACUCCGCAUCAGAGAGCGAAGAUUGGCACAGUUUAUUCCGUGGGGUCCUGCUAGCAUACAAGUGGCCUUGACAAAGAAGUCUCCAUAUGUCCAGACCUCACACCGCGUUAGUGGACUUAUGCUGGCAAACCACACAAGCAUAGCAUCGUUAUUGAAGCGUACUUGCGAUCAGUAUGAUCGGUUCAGAAAACGUGGAGCUUUCUUGGAUCAGUAUAAGAAAGAGGAUAUGUUCUCAGACAGUUUGGAAGAGUUUGACCUUGCUAGAGAUAUUGUUUCGGAUCUGAUGAAGGAGUAUGAAGCUUGUGAGAGCCCCGACUACAUCAACUAUGUAGGGUCAAUCGAAGGAUGA
This is a messenger RNA of Paraglomus occultum, 1305 nucleotides long. NCBI's taxonomy places the organism in Eukaryota, Fungi, Glomeromycota, Glomeromycetes, Paraglomerales, Paraglomeraceae. The record is from the annotation of a GenBank genome assembly.